AUGUUGAGAAUGGACGACUUGAAUCCAGCACCAACAAUCACGCGAGGCUUAUCCCAUUCUAUUGACAUUUACGACCCAAACCGGCCGAAGCUUCCUAUACGACAGAGACUUCAACACUUCACAUGGGCUUGGUAUACGUUGCCCAUGAGCACAGGCGGUCUCUCUUUGCUCAUAUUUGCACAACCACAUCAAUUUAACGGCGAGAAGACUGCUGGCUUGGUUGUUUACAUCAUAAACAUCAUCAUAUUUUCCCUCAUAACAAUGACUAUGACUGCUCGCUUCUUCCUACAUACUGGCGAAUUGGUUCGGUCCUUGACCCACCCUAGAGAAGGCUUCUUCUUUCCAACCUUCUUUCUCUCCAUUGCCACAAUCAUCACGAGUACCCAACGAUACGCUAUACCAGAUGAUCACGCCAUAUUGGCAUGGGCCAUACAAGCUGCUUUUUGGAUAUACGUCGCCUUGACAUCAGUGCUGGCCAUCGGCCAAUAUAGCUACGUCUUUGCAGUUCAUAGCCUCAACCUGCAGAACUUUAUGCCGACCUUGAUCUUACCAAUUUUUCCCAUCAUGCUCUCGGGAACAAUCGCGUCUGUCAUCGCAUCAACACAACCUGAAAUCGCUGCCAUGCCUAUUCUAAUCGCUGGACUUACAUGUCAAGGCCUUGGAAUGUCGGUUGCCAUACUGAUGUAUGCGCAUAUGAUUGGACGAUUGAUCCAAUCUGGCCUACCAAAUAGAGAGCAUCGACCUGGCCUUUUCAUGUGCGUUGGUCCACCAUCUUUUACAGCCUUGGCCUUGAUCGGCAUGGCAAAUGGUGUGCCCGACAGCGUUGAGGAGCUGGCCAUUGAUAGGAGUAUCAUCAAGGUGGUGGCUGUUUUAGUAGCAGUGUCUCUCUGGGCUCUCAGCUUUUGGUGGUUCGGCAUCGCCGCCGUCGCUGUUAUUUCGUCGCCACCCAAAUACUUUCACCUUGGUUGGUGGGCCAUGGUGUUUCCCAACACCGGCUUCACGCUGGCGACAAUCUCCAUUGCCAAGGAACUGAUAAGCCCUAGUUUGCAGUGGGUCACCACGGGAAUGAGUAUCUGCAUGCUCAUCAUGUUUAUCUUUGUCUUUUAUAAUCAUGUCCGGGCCGUUGUUGUUCAAGAUAUCAUGUAUCCGGGAAGAGACGAGAAUGUAGAGGACCAUUGA
Trichoderma virens Gv29-8 is the source of this 1179-nucleotide messenger RNA. RefSeq lists its product as uncharacterized. NCBI's taxonomy places the organism in Eukaryota, Fungi, Ascomycota, Sordariomycetes, Hypocreales, Hypocreaceae. Gene Ontology annotation, biological process: malate transmembrane transport. The transcript has 2 exons. The record is from RefSeq and is a predicted model, not a curated record. Gene Ontology annotation, molecular function: malate transmembrane transporter activity. Gene Ontology annotation, cellular component: membrane. Bases 1 to 1179 code for a protein of 392 amino acids.